Messenger RNA from Penicillium subrubescens, 3822 nucleotides. Its product is annotated as putative copper resistance-associated P-type ATPase. The transcript has a single exon. The coding region runs from base 1 to 3822 and encodes 1273 amino acids. The record is from RefSeq and is a predicted model, not a curated record. Gene Ontology annotation, biological process: copper ion homeostasis; monoatomic cation transport. Gene Ontology annotation, cellular component: membrane. Gene Ontology annotation, molecular function: P-type divalent copper transporter activity; copper ion binding; ATP binding. NCBI's taxonomy places the organism in Eukaryota, Fungi, Ascomycota, Eurotiomycetes, Eurotiales, Aspergillaceae.
AUGAGGAGAAGUCUCUUCUGGGUGAGCAAUAUCCACUGCGCUUCGUGCGUGGCCUAUGUCACCGAGGUCCUUUCUGAGAUCCCUACGGUCCAAGACGUCGAUGUGUCGAUCUUGACACAUGAAGUGCGCGUAUCGCAUGGAAUCUCUGUACAACCGGAACACUUGGCUGCUGCUCUCAUUCAGGCCGCCUUCGAAGUUUAUCAUGUCACAACCUAUGAUGACCGGGGAGCCAUCGUUUCCGAGCUCGAUACUACCUCUUGGAAUCAUCGCGGCUCGGGCUUUUUCUCGCCUCGCGCCUCUUAUUCUAGCCUCUCAUCAAACAUCAAAGAAAGGCUACACAAUAGUCGAGAGAAAGGACAUAUUGCCAACUGUGAUGCCUGCAAGAAGGAACAAGCUCAGCAAUUCUCUCCCGACUCCACUCAAACUGAAGUUGGCACUUUCAAUGAAAAGUCUCCUCGGGCUCCCGCCUGGAAAGAAACCGACGAUGAUGGACAUAGCCAACAAACUACGGAUUUGGAACGAUCACCAACAAGUGCAAUAUCUCACGCAGCACCGUCGGCGGCGACCUCAGAGACUCGGGUAGAACGCCCAGUGGAUUUCUCCAUCUCAAUUCCCCCUGAAAUCACUGAAACAGCUCGAUCAACUCCAUCUCAGACGGACGACGAGUUCACCGCACGGAUUAGCAUCGCUGGCAUGAGUUGUGCAUCCUGUGUCAAUAGUGUUACUGCUGCUGUUCAAGACCUUGAUUAUGUAAGAGAGAUUUCCGUCAACCUGCUCACCAAUAGCGCGGCUCUCGUAUACACAGGACCUCGGGGAAAUAUUGACACUAUCAUUGGUCAAAUCGAGGAUAUUGGAUUUGAAGCCUUUAUUGAUGAAGUCAAUCCAGUCCCCAAGCUCUUGGCCCCUCAAACGGGUCCCAGACUCUAUGUCACCGAGAUUGCCAUCACGGGCAUGACUUGUGGUUCCUGCGUAGGCGCCGUCACUCGAGGCUUGGAGGAGCUACCUUUCGUGCGCAAUGUUUCUGUCAACCUCCUGUCCCAUAGUGGAAAGAUCGAAUUUGAAGGACGAGAGAAUCUGGAUAAAAUCGUGGAGAAGAUUGAUGGCAUGGGAUACGAGGCUGCAGUUAACAGCGUCGAUACCGUGUCUACAACAGAACAAGCAUACAACCCCGUCCAAACGAGAACAAUUUCGGUUCGCGUCGAUGGCAUGUUCUGCCACCACUGCCCCGAGAAAGUCCUGGCCUCCCUGGAGUUGCUUCACAAUGUCACCGUGGACGAGAUCCCCACCGAGAAAAAGCCCAUCAUCAGAGUCACCUAUACACCUGCACCGCCUACCUUGACUGUCCGUUCAAUUCUUACGGCCAUCAAUGAGGCCAGCAGUGGGUUCACUGCUAGCAUCUACCACCCGCCUACCAUUGAAGAUAGGUCUCGGGCAAUGCAGCUCCAUGAACGACGCAGGCUACUCACUCGCCUGCUCUUUGUCUUUGUAGUCGCAAUCCCGACCUUCCUCAUUGGAAUCGUUUUCAUGUCACUUGUCCCCUCUGAGAAUGCGACCCGAAUGUACCUGGAGCAGACGAUCUGGUCUGGUAGCGUCACUCGCAUCGAAUGGGCACUAUUCAUCAUGUCAACGCCGGUCAUGUUUUACGGCACUGAUGUUUUCCAUACACGUGCGCUCAAGGAAAUCCAUGCCUUGUGGCGUCCAGGAAGCCGGGUCCCUAUUUUGCGGAGAUUCUAUCGCUUUGGCAGCAUGAAUCUUCUGAUUUCGGCGGGUACAUCAGUUGCAUACUUCGCCUCCCUGGCUGUACUCAUUGUUGACGCGGUGGUUGGGACCAAAACAAGUGCUCAUAGUACCACUUACUUUGACUCUGUGGUCUUCCUGACGCUCUUCAUUCUCGCUGGUCGUUUCCUGGAGGCAUACAGCAAAGCCCGAACUGGUGAUGCCGUUUCAUCACUCGGCAAUCUCCGGCCAUCGGAUGCAUUGCUGGUCGAGAAUCAGUCCGCGGAUACCGGUGCUUCUGCGGGCCUUGGUUCAGAUCAAAUGACCCGCAUCGGUGUUGAUCUCCUGGAGAUUGGUGACAUCGUUCGCAUUCCGCAUGGUGCAUCUCCACCUGCCGAUGGGCUAGUUGUCAGUGAAGCUUCAUUCCAGUUUGACGAGAGUUCUCUCACGGGAGAGUCCCGGCCUGUCAAGAAAGCCGCCGGAGAUCAGGUCUUCACCGGCUCAGUCAACGUUGGCCAGCCCGUGCAGAUUCGCAUCACCGAGCUUGGCGGGUCAUCCAUGCUCGACCGAAUCAUUGCCGUGGUUCGCGAGGGUCAGAGCAAGCGGGCUCCCUUGGAAAGAGUUGCAGAUCUGCUCACCUCUCAUUUCGUUCCUGUCAUUACCUUGAUUGCUAUUCUUACUUUUGUCAUCUGGCUCGCCCUCGGUCACUCAGGUGCCCUCCCCAUCGACUACCUCGACAUUGCUCGUGGUGGCUGGACUUUCUGGAGCCUGGAAUUUGCUAUCGCCGUCUUCGUUGUCGCAUGCCCCUGUGGUCUGGCACUUGCUGCGCCAACUGCACUCUUCGUGGGUGGCGGUCUUGCGGCGAAGCAUGGUAUUCUUGUGAAAGGUGGCGGCGAAGCCUUCCAAGAGGCCAGUCGUCUCGACGCUAUAGUUUUCGACAAGACUGGCACUCUGACCGAGGGUGGAAGCCUCAAAGUCACUGAGCACGAAGUCCUCACAAAAGACGAGGAACUUUUGAAAGUUGCAUGGACCCUGGCGCGGAAGCUGGAAGAGAGUAGCAACCACCCAAUCGCCCAGGCAAUCUCUAUUUUCUGCCAAGUGCAGCCAAUGGUCAACGUUAUGUCCUCUGAUAUCCAAGAAAUUUCAGGCCAGGGAAUGAAGGGUAUCUUCACAGUGACUGUUGAGAACUCUGGAAGUGGCCAACAGUAUGAAGCUGCAAUUGGCAAUGAGCGCCUUCUUCAUAGUGUCCUCCCUGACAACAGCGAUACAUACUUCAUCUCCAGUCUGCUUUCAAAGUUUCAAUCCAGCGGCAAAUCCACUGCCAUUCUAUCCUUGCGUCGCCACUCUUCCGAAACAUCCUCGUUUGUCCCCGCCAUCGUCUUUGCGACAUCGGACACAAUUCGGCCGGAGGCAGUUGAUGUGAUAUCUCAACUUAACAAGCGACACGUUGAGGUUUUCAUGUGUACGGGCGAUAACCAGACAACCGCACACGCUGUCGCUGAAAUGCUGGGUAUCUCUCGCUCGAACGUCAUGGCCAACGUUUUGCCCGCGGAGAAGGCAAGCUUCGUACGACAAGUCCAAGAUGGCUCGGUUCACUCUACAACACCAAGCGUCGGAGCGCAGGGCCCUCAAGGCCAGAUGGGAACACGUUCAAUCGUGGCUUUCGUCGGAGAUGGUGUCAACGAUUCUCCCGCUCUCGCAGCCGCAGAUGUCAGUAUCGCAAUGGCAUCCGGCUCAGAUAUCGCCAUCAACUCCGCUAGCUUCAUCUUGCUUAACUCGGAUCUGAGCACGAUUUUACAACUCGUCAUUCUUAGCCGUCGUGUAUUCAACCGUGUGCGGAUGAAUUUUGGCUGGGCCGUCGUUUAUAACUUGUGUCUUGUUCCUGUCGCUGCUGGUGUCUUCUACCCGAUCGUGAGUGGCCACCAUCAGAAGAUGGUUGGUGGUGAGAUGAUCACUAUGAAUGAACACUGGAGGUUGAGUCCUGUAUGGGCCGCGUUGGCUAUGGCACUGAGCAGCAUUUCAGUUAUCUCAAGUAGCCUGGCCUUGAGGAUUAAUAUGGAGAGUGUGAAAAGGUUCCUGCGAUGGAGGAGAUCCGAGCGUGAAUAA